This is a messenger RNA of Cuscuta campestris, 2835 nucleotides long. Lineage: Eukaryota; Viridiplantae; Streptophyta; Magnoliopsida; Solanales; Convolvulaceae. The record is from the annotation of a GenBank genome assembly.
CAGAAACACAUCGGCUCAAAAUCUCUCCUUCAAACCUCUCCCUCCCCUCGUGAGUCGGCGUCAGUUCGACGGUUGCCUCAUCCUCAGGAAGUCGCCACCGCAGGCGGCGGCAACAACCAUUACCGGCCAUCAUGAACGAGAAAUGAUUACUCCAUUCCUGCGGCAGGAAACCAGGCUACCGGAUGAAACUCCUCCCAUCUGCACUCCGCUUGCGAACUGCGAAGCGCAAAGUUGGUUCGCCAAAUCCCGAUUACGUACCCAACGAGGUCCUCAACAUCAUUGAAAAUGUCUCCCCCAUGGAACCUGCUCUGGAAAAGGUAUCGAGUUUCCUAUCAUCUCAUUUGGUGACCUCUACUCUGGGAAAGCUACAAAAGCCUGAGCUGAAUUUUCGAUUCUUCAUCUGGACAACGAAUAAAAAGCAUUUCCGCAGCUUGGAUUCGCAUAAGUUGAUCAUCGAUAUGCUCUCAAAGGAUGGAAAUUUGGAUCUGUACUGGAAGACACUCGAGGAAGUAAGGAAUUCGGCAAUGCCUAUUUAUCCGGAUGCUUUCGCGGUGAUGAUCUCUGCCUAUUGGAAGCUAGAUAAGGCUGAGAUGGCCAUUGAGUGCUUCGAAAGAAUGAAAGAUUUCGACUGCAGAGCUAAUUUGUGUACGUAUAAUUCCAUUCUUCACGGCUUGGUUCAGAAAGGUGUAAUUUUAUUAGCUUUAGCUGUGUACAGUAAGAUUUUGAAGUCAAAUUGUUUGCCAAACAGCUCUACAUUUAACAUUUUGAUCGAUGGAUUGUGUAAGAGCGGGAAUACACUGGACGCACUCAAACUGUUUGAUGAAAUGUGUGAAAGAGGGAUAUCGCCAAGUAGAACGACUUAUACGGUUGUUCUUUCAGGGCUUUGUCAGGCAAGGAGAAUAGACGAUGCGUGUAGGCUGUUUAACUUGAUGAAGAGUAAAGGGCACACUUCAGAUAAUGUAACUUACAAUGUGUUGCUCAAUGGGUUCUGUAAGUCAGGUAGGAUUGAUGAAGCACUUGUGUUGCUAGAGUCAUUUAAAAGUGAAGGUUAUGUUAUAGGACUGGAGGGAUACAGUUGCUUGAUUGAUGGUCUGAUUGGAGCUAAGAGGAUUAGUGAAGCUAAUUUGUUAUAUAAGGAGCUCCUAGAGAAAAACAUAGCGCCGGACGUUGUUUUAUACACUAUUAUCAUUAAGGGGUUAUUCCAAGAAGGUAGAAUGAAGGAUGCAUUGGAUAUACUGAGGGAAAUGACUGAAAGAGGUGUACUACCUGAUACACAAUGUUACAAUACUCUCAUUAAGGGGUAUUGUGAUAUGGGUCUCCUUGACGAAGCAAGAUCUCUCCGGCUAGAGUUGUCACAGAACGGUUGCUUUCCGGACACUUACACCACAACAUUCCUCAUCUGUGGUAUGUGCAGGAAUGGUUUGGUGGGGGAGGCAACCGAUAUCUUCAACGAAAUGGAGAAACUAGGUUGCUCUCCUUCGGUUGAAAAUUUCAAUGCUCUUAUAGACGGAUUUUGUAAAUCUGGCGAGAUUGACGAAGCGCGGCUCAUGUUUUUCAAGAUGGAGAUUGGGAAGAAACCUUCAUUGUUUCUUCGGCUUUCUCAAGGCAUUGAUCCCGUUCACAACACGGCAAGUCUCCAAUCAAGGGUCAAUAGGUUAUGUGAGUCGGGGUCAGUUCUUAAGGCUUAUCAGCUUCUUAUACAGCUUGCGGAUAGUGGGGCCGCCCCUAACACCAUCACGUACAACAUUUUGAUGAAUGCAAUGUGCAAAACAGGAAAAAUCGAUAGUGCCUUGAAACUCUUUGAGGAGCUUCAAAUCAAGGGUCUUGCCCCCGAUUCGGUCACCUAUGGGACCCUCAUUGAUGGACUACAGAGGGUUGGGAGGGACGAAGAUGCUUUUAAACUUUUUGACCUUAUCAGUAAGGACGGACGUUCUCCUCUCAGCUCCAGCAUUUACAAGUCAAUGAUGACUUGGUCUUGUCGCAGGGGGAAGAUCACUGUAGCUUGUAAUCUCUGGUUGAAGUAUUUGAGGAGCCAACCCGUGAGGGGCAAAGAGGAUGUUCGAUUGGUUGAGAAACAUAUUGAGGAAGGGGAUAUGGUUAAAGCAGUUAAGAGUUUGUUGGAAAUGGAAACCAAGCUGGCAGACUUUGAGUCAGCCCCAUAUCACAUUUGGUUAAUCGGGUUGUGUCAGAUGGGUCGACCUGAGGAGGCAGUGCAGGUUUUCUAUAUCAUUCAGGAGUUUGGGUUGAUUGUGUCUGCUCCAAGUUGUGCGGUGCUAAUUAACAUUCUGAUUGAGAAUGGAAGUCUGGAUCAGGCUGUGAAGGUUUUUCUUUAUACCACGGGGAAAGGUAUACGUUUGAUGCCACGUAUCUGCAACAAGUUACUCCAGUCCCUUCUUUGUUCCAGAGAAGACAGUGCUGAGCUGGUAUAUGUCGUCUUAAAUGGUAUGAAGUCGACUGGUUACAACAUGACUGUCUAUCUUUAUACCCACACAAGAUCUCUUUUACGGCGGCAUUGGAACAUACGAGAAUCAGAAAACACGUCGCCGGGAUAACUGUUCCCUUCCUCAUCUCAUCAGAGCACCAGAAGGAUUGUUGUAAAACAUGUGCUUCAUUCUUGCAUUGUCAGCACUAACCCCUCAGUUUUCAUUGCCAAAGUUUUGUUUAUAUUUUUCCAACAUAUUGAGUGUUCAACACAGGACAUAUUCUUUACAAAACCAAUAAAAAAUCAACCCAGAAAGGUAAAUCCUAGCUUUUUUUUCUCAUGGAGUAUUUCACUGAUGUUGUUUCCCAACUUUUUUUCAUUCAUACUCUAGUUUCUUAGGUUCAUUGUAUUGG